Elgaria multicarinata webbii is the source of this 6544-nucleotide messenger RNA. It is a transcript of the gene FOXP1, whose product is annotated as forkhead box P1. Gene Ontology annotation, molecular function: RNA polymerase II cis-regulatory region sequence-specific DNA binding; DNA-binding transcription repressor activity, RNA polymerase II-specific. Gene Ontology annotation, cellular component: nucleus. The record is from RefSeq and is a predicted model, not a curated record. Lineage: Eukaryota; Metazoa; Chordata; Lepidosauria; Squamata; Anguidae. Gene Ontology annotation, biological process: regulation of transcription by RNA polymerase II. The coding region runs from base 651 to 2690 and encodes 679 amino acids. The transcript is spliced from 22 exons.
GCCUGCUGCAUGGGGCUGGCUGGCUGGCUAGAAAGGGAGAGAGAGGGAGGGAGGGAGUGAAGUGAGUGAGGAAAGGGAGGGACAGACAGACAGACAGACUCACUCACCCGCCCGCAGUGGGGGGAGCCCCUUAGCUGGCACCACCAGGCCGUUUCCAGCGGAGCCCAAAGUUUUGCCUUCGGAGAGAUCAGGAGCAACAGCAGCCUUUUGCUUAGGAGCUGCGUGCUGACGGUGGCGAUCACACAGUUGCAGAGCUUUUUCUACCGCAUUCUGCGGACUGUUUAUCUGAGUGAAUCCUUCUUGUGAAUAUGCUGGAGAUGAAAAGGAGUAAAUCCCUUGCAAGACUUUCCCAGCCAGAAUGAGAAUACAUAAUGUACACAACUAAAACGGCUAACCCCUUCUGAAACAUGGCGCAGUGACAAUCGGUGACAGAAAAGUGAGGACAGCCAGGGUAAGAAGAGUGACCUUUUUGGUUGGCUGUAGCUGAAGAUUGCUUGACAGAAGCCACUAAAAAGAAGGGAGAGAGCACUCCUGCAAGACGGCUAGCACAGUAAUAGAGCAUCUGAUGGCUAGAAAAUUCUGUGUGGAUCAAACAAGGACUUUAAAUGUCUAGGACAAAAGGAUAGGGCUAUGAACAAGGUUUUUGAGUCAUGAUGCAAGAAUCUGGGACUGAGACAAAAAGUAACGGUUCAGCCAUUCAGAAUGGAGCGAGUGCUGGCAACCACUUACUAGAGUGCAGCUUACGAGAAGUGAGAUCAAACGGAGAGACACCUUCAGUGGAAAUUGGCGCUGCAGAUCUAGCCCAUCUUCAGCAACAGCAGGCUCUUCAGGUAGCAAGGCAGCUUCUGUUACAGCAGCAGCAACAACAACAUCAACAACAAGUUAGUGGACUAAAGUCUCCUAAGAGGAAUGACAAACAGCCAGCCCUUCAGGUUCCAGUGUCAGUGGCUAUGAUGACACCUCAAGUUAUCACUCCCCAGCAGAUGCAGCAGAUUCUCCAGCAGCAAGUGCUAACUCCACAGCAACUUCAGGUCCUGCUCCAGCAGCAGCAGGCACUCAUGCUUCAACAGCAGCAGCUUCAAGAAUUUUAUAAAAAACAACAGGAACAGUUGCAGCUUCAACUUCUACAGCAGCAACAUGUUGGAAAGCAGCCUAAAGAGCCACAGCAGCAACAGGUGACUUCACAGCAGCUGGCGUUUCAGCAGCAGCUUUUACAGAUGCAACAGCUACAGCAGCAGCACCUCCUGUCUUUGCAACGCCAAGGUCUGCUAACAAUUCAACCUGGCCAGCCCACAUUGCCAUUGCAGCCUCUUGCGCAAGGCAUGAUUCCAACUGAACUGCAGCAACUCUGGAAAGAAGUGACUGGUUCUCACACAGCAGAGGAAGCGGCAAGCAACAACCACAGCAGCUUGGACUUGUCAACAACAUGUAUCUCCUCCUCAGCGUCUUCUAAGACCUCCUUAAUAAUAAACCCACAUGCCUCAACAAAUGGACAACUAUCAGUCCACACUCCUAAAAGGGAGAGUUUAUCCCACGAAGAGCACUCUCAUAGCCAUCCACUUUAUGGGCAUGGAGUAUGCAAAUGGCCAGGCUGUGAAGCCGUAUGUGAAGAUUUCCAGUCUUUUCUAAAACAUCUCAACAGUGAGCAUGCGCUGGAUGAUAGAAGUACAGCCCAAUGUAGAGUACAAAUGCAGGUUGUACAACAGUUAGAGCUGCAGCUUGCAAAAGACAAAGAGCGCCUGCAAGCUAUGAUGACACACCUGCAUGUGAAGUCAACUGAACCAAAAGUUACCCCUCAGCCUCUGAAUCUUGUAUCUAGUGUCACACUUUCAAAGACUGCAUCAGAGGCAUCUCCGCAGAGCUUACCUCAUACCCCCACCACCCCAACAGCACCCAUCACUCCUGUUACCCAGGGACCUUCUGUCAUCACUACUACCAGCAUGCACAACGUUGGGCCUAUCCGAAGGCGGUACUCUGACAAAUACAACAUGCCCAUCUCUUCAGCAGAUCUUGCACAGAACCAAGAAUUCUACAAGAAUGCAGAAGUUAGGCCGCCCUUUACAUAUGCAUCCUUAAUUAGACAGGCCAUUCUUGAAUCUCCAGAAAAGCAGCUAACACUAAAUGAAAUCUACAACUGGUUCACACGAAUGUUUGCCUACUUCAGACGCAAUGCAGCAACGUGGAAGAAUGCAGUGCGUCAUAAUCUUAGUCUUCACAAGUGUUUUGUGCGAGUAGAAAACGUUAAAGGGGCAGUAUGGACAGUGGAUGAAAUAGAGUUCCAAAAACGAAGGCCACAAAAGAUCAGUGGAAACCCUUCACUUAUUAAAAACAUGCAGACCAGCCACACCUACUGCUCACCUCUCAAUGCUGCUUUACAGGCUUCAAUGGCUGAGAACAGUAUACCUCUGUACACUACUGCUUCCAUGGGAACCCCCACUCUGGGCAGUUUAGCCAGUGUUUUGCGGGAAGAUCUUAAUGGUGCAAUGGAGCAUGCGAACAGUAAUGGGAGUGACAGCAGUCCAGGACGUUCCCCUAUGCAAGCAAUGCACCCCGUGCAUGUCAAAGAAGAACCAUUAGAUCCAGAUGAAAAUGAAGGCCCACUAUCCUUAGUGACAACAGCCAAUCACAGUCCAGAGUUUGAUCACGACAGAGAUUAUGAAGAUGAAAAUGUAAAUGAGGACAUUGAAUGAAUAUGUCUGUGGUUGUGAUCCUGCAUAUGAAGAUCACAGGGAGGGAGGAAAAAACAUAUACUUCAAAUUAGCUGUGAAAUCUCUCCCCAUUAUUGUACAGUCUGGAGGAUAUACUUGGUCCAUUUUGACAGCUAUAAAAUAUGUUAACUCUUAGUGCCAUCAAGUAUCCCAUUUGGGAGUAUUUUUGAUUUUUCUACUUUUUGUUGAAAAAAACAAAACAAAGGAAUUUGUACUCUGUGCAUUGGAUGGACUUGUUUGGUACUUGGGAUUCCCUCUCACAGUCAACAUCAGUGUUGUAAAUUUGUUCAACCAAUUCACUUAUCCACAAUUUGGCAGCAGACUUUGGACUGCAAUUCUUCCAAUUUGGGACACUGAAGACAUCAAGCUGAGCAUGUACACAUAAAUUGCAGAUCAAGCCUUUGCCCAGAUUUAAGGAUUCCAAUGGACAACAUAUUUGCACAGUAUCGCAUGUUGAUUAUCACUGCCUUUACUUUUUUUGUUUUUUUUGUUUCCAUUUGGGAUGGGGAAGUCUUUUUUGUGUGCGAGAGCGUGUGUGUGUGUAUCUGUGUAUGUACACUGAAGAGGGGUUAAAAGAAAAUUCUCCCUUUUUUUUUUUUUUAAAGAGUAUAGCAUUGAUUUCCCCCAAACUUCUACAGCAUUUUAAGUUCUGACCUCAGGCCUCAACUGGCCAGGGCCUUUUGAGGCUUAAUGUUUUCUGUACUUUUGUGAUGAAUGUUAAUAGGUGUGUUUAUUAUACAAAGCUGAAUGUCCUUUGAAUUGUUUGUAGUUCUUUUUCUGCCAUUCAUUCCAGUUUUCUUCAGAUGCCAUCAUGUUUUCUUUAGCUAUGGAAAACAUUCCAUUUUGGGCUAUAUGUCCCCCCUGCCCUUGGAAAAGGUUCUUAAAUUGCUGCUGUAACCUGUGCAAAGUUACCUUCCAACAGAAAAAAGGCAGUACUGCAAGAGUGAGAAUGAAAGGCAAACCAGCAUAGAAAUGAUGUAGGAUGUGGUUCAAAAUUCACUCCACAGAGCAGUAUAUCAUCAUUGUUUGGAGUUUUCCCCCUGGAUUCCCACCCAGCCACCCCUGGUUUGUUUUUGCAGUAAUGGUAAAAAUUUAGAAACACAAAAUAUAACAGCACCAAUAAUAAUAAUAAUAAUAUCAUCCCCUACCCAAUGGAAUUUAUGUGAAAAAAGAAUAUCACAAUGUAAGGCUCUUAGCUUUUUAAUAUGAGUUUCUGAGCUUAUCAAAUGCUUUUGAAAUACCUAAAACACCAACGUGUGUACCUAUAUGUGUAGUUGAUUCAUAAUUGGAAAUAGGUAUUAUAGAGCAUUCUACAUGAUGAUUUUUCCAAGUUAAAGGGUUGAGGUUUGAUUGGUGGUAUCCAUCAUUUGAAUAUAAUUUAGGUUUUGAAUUCAACUUGUUGGGAAGUCAGUAAGACCACUAGUCAUAAAGUGUAAAUAAUUUUAACUGGACAAAUUCUCUUACUGCAGUUAAGAUCAUUACACAAUGUCUCACACCAACCAGUAUCAAAACCUAACCAUUUGAAACCUGUGGGUGAAUUAGCACUGUUGCAAGUCGCAGUGUUCUUCAGAGCAAAUGUGAGCAGAUAGCUGCUGUUAAAAUGUCGGUACCCCUCUAUCACUGGACAUCUAAACACUUUCAUUCGCCAACCACUUCUCUGUAACUCACUUAUUUAUGUUGGACUAUAGCUUUUUAAUUUCAAAAGCCUUUCAGAUUUUAAUUUAUAUUCUACUUUGUACCCUUCCCCCCUAAAGUUACCAAAGAUAUUACACAAAGGUAAAUUAUGUUCUCUGUUAUAUGCUUUAUCGUAUGAAGCCAAAUAUCCUCUUAUUGUUGAUCAAAGGAGGUGAAAGAAUUUAGAAGCAAAUGUCAAGAUACGGGCUACGGCUAACCUGAGAAGGAAAACUGCUCCUUUAUUAGAGUAUAAUUUAGAAGACCAAGUAGAUGGCUGAACCAAAGUUGUUUUUGUUGUUGUUUUAAUUUGUGUUUCUUUACAGUGACCAAAUGAAUUUCUGUAAAGAGAGAGCUUGGCUACAGAUAGGGAACAGUAUUAAGUGAAGGGAGCAUAUAAGGGCAGCACUUCAUCUUGAGAAAGUAGGAGGAUCGUCCGUUUUGCAAAAAUAAAUAAAUCAGAGUAUCCUGUCAAGGAGGUAGUUCCAUAAUAUAAAGAAGAGCUCUCACCACUUAAACUGAUCCAUUGAAUCGUAUCACAAGAAAUUAUUUUUUAUGCUUUCGUUUGGUAUUUGGCUUUACAAAUCCUGUCCACUUUUGUUAAAAGCUGAUGUCAGGAAAAAAAUCUUUUCAAUUUGGCUUAUCUGUGCACAAGAUUUUAGAAUGAUUGUGAUUGUUGUUGCGUUGGGGUGUUUUCUCCUUUGAUUUUUGGUCAGCAUCUUUCAUAUAGAAUAACACUCCGAUCCCCUUAUAAGCUUUGGUACCAUUCAAGUCAAUGGGAGAUUUGCCAUUAACGUCAAUUGGAUACAUUAUUAUUAUUUUAUUUUGCUGACAGUGAAAUAUAUAAAAAGCUCAACAUGUUUUUCCCUAAUUUUGUUUUUUAAGGAGGGCAGUUUGUGGUCAUUUGAAACAUUUUGAAACAAUCUGUAUUCAGGCAGCUCCAUGACGUGUGGGAGAUAGCCAGAUGAGUUCAGAAGAAGCUAUCUAUCCCUGUGCUUCAGAACUGAGUGGUUUUGCUGGUUAGCUUGGUAUUCAAAAAGGGGAUAAAAACCUGGUAGAUUAGUUCAUUCUCAGCAUGUGUAGCUAGACAUGAGUAAAGAUAACAGCAUGAGAAACUGUUAGUACGCAUACCUCAGUUCAAACUGUUAGGGAAUGAGUAAAUAAAAAAAAUUAAAACUACAUUUCACUCAGUUGCACUUAGUUGUAUGUCUUGCAUGCAUAGUCUAAAGACUGUAGCAAAAUAAUAAAAGAGAAAAGGAAAUAAAAAAAUUAGACUUACCAUUACUUGCAGGUAUCGCUGCCCUGCAGAAGAACCAAGAGAAAAAAUCUCAGGCUUUACAUCAAGCAAACUUCGCUAUUUUUUACCAAUUUCUGAUUCUGUGUCCCUUUGGAUAAUAACAAUUGUUCCUAUAGGGUGGGGUUUAUUAUGUUGUACAUAUAUAGCCCAAUGUGUCUCUGUGAUCCUUUUUGUCUUAGGGGGGUGGGGGGGUGGCAGGGGGAGGAAAUGGGUGGGAGGGAGAAGGUCCUUUUUUUUAAAAAAAAAAAACAUUCCUAAAAAGGAAUAAGUGCAUACCUGUUUGUCAAAACACCUUUUGCUUUUUGUGCAACUGCUUUAUAUUAACUAUACUUUUAAAAAAUGCUUUGAAAAAAAUCCUACUGUAUGUAAUGGAAUUGCAGAAUAUGCUGCACAUGUAUUUUAUUUAGUUAUCCUUGCUUUAAGACUAUUGGAUGACAUUUGCUGACAUGUGGGAGAAAAUCCCAAACUCUUUGUUUUGGUUUUGGCAGGUGUUUCUUUUUUUUUUGGCUUCUAAAAUGUAACAUAGUUGACAGACUAUACCCCUCCCCCUUGUUAUGGAUCAAAUCAUUUUUGUACAGUUUUGUUGUUGUUAUGCUGUUUUGUUUUUCUGUUUUUAAAUACUUCCCCCACCCCUUCUGUUAUCCCUACCACUGCCUAUUUCUGGCUGUCUUAAGGAAAAAAAGAAAAAAAGUUUCAAAAAAUGUUUUCUCCUGCUGCAGUAAAUACUUUGCAUGAUGAAUUCCAAGGUCACACUUUCAAAGUUUAUCAGUGAAGUAGUGAUUAAUAAUGGAGAGUGUCAAAAUUAUUGAACUUUUGUAUAAAAAAAAAAAUACUUUACAAGGUGCCAAGAUGUAAAGACAAUUUGUUA